Spea bombifrons (plains spadefoot toad) is the source of this 2345-nucleotide messenger RNA. It is a transcript of the gene LRRC45, whose product is annotated as leucine rich repeat containing 45. The record is from RefSeq and is a predicted model, not a curated record. Gene Ontology annotation, cellular component: centrosome. Gene Ontology annotation, molecular function: protein binding. Bases 50 to 2089 code for a protein of 679 amino acids. NCBI's taxonomy places the organism in Eukaryota, Metazoa, Chordata, Amphibia, Anura, Pelobatidae. The transcript has 17 exons.
UGUGUGCGCCCAGACUGACGGGUCGUGGGGGUUUGCCCGGAUAUUAGCCAUGGGGACCCCUGAAAUGGAUGAGCUAAGGCGGUCGUAUGUACGGAUGUGCCACGAGAGAGGCGUGGAGCCCCAGGAGGGCGUCCUCGGGCAUCUGCAGGGCGCGAAAGAGACCGCGGGGAGAGGGAAGCUGGACCUGUCGUCUCAGAGCGUUUCCACGGAGUCGUGCAAGGUGCUCGGGGUCCUGCUGCAGAAUGAUGUCACGUUCACAGACGUGAUUCUCAGCGACUGCAUGCUUAGCGAGGAUGGAGUUAAAGCACUUCUCCAGGGUCUCCGCACAAAUUCACUAAUAAAGCACUUAGACUUGAAGGGUAACAACCUACGAGCCCAGGGAGCAGAGGCUUUAGGGAAACUACUAACAGCCAACACAUCACUGACCAGCUUGACUCUGCAGUGGAAUAAUCUGGGAAUGUUGGAAGAUGCCUUCUCUCUCUUUUGUGACGGGCUCGCUGUCAAUCAGACUUUGCAGAAACUUGAUCUCCGCAACAAUCAGAUCAGCCCCAAGGGGGCAGAAGAGCUGUCCAUGGCGCUGAAGCGCAACCACACCUUACAAGAACUUGACCUGCGUUGGAAUAACAUCGGCCUGCUGGGAGGGAGAGCCAUUCUGAGCUGUCUUUCGACCAACAGAAGUCUCUUGAAGAUGGAUUUGUCUGGGAACAACAUCCCGAGUGACAUCCUGAAGCCCAUUGAGCAGACGGUUGGACACAACCAGGAAAGACUGGUGGUUAAGAAAGACAACUUGACCCAGAGGCAGAUCCUCACCAAAGAAGUCCAAAGUCUGAAGCAAGAGAAGAAUAAGCAGAUCCUGAAUCUGAUGGAAACCAUAGAACAGCAGAGAGAGGAGAUGACCCGCAGUAGUAGGACUACCAAUUUGCAAAUGGGGAAGCUUCACGAAGCACUCGAGGACCGCAAAUCUGUUGUGAACUCCUUAACAGCCAAGUUGCAGCUGGCUGAAUCUAAUUUGGCCUUAUCACAGCAGAAGGUGCAGGAUCUGGGGGAACUCCUGAGCCAAGCGAAACGGGCGAGCGCCAGCCUGAGGGAGCAACAGGCCAAGGAACUGAGGAAGGAGAAGGAGGAAUCUGUGGCGCGCGAAGCAAAACUUAGGCAGGAAUUAACGUCUGCGGCCGAGAAAAAUCUUUAUUAUCGCAGCAAGGUGGACGAGCUGGAGCGGCGGUGCAAGGCACAGCAGGAGCACGUGUUGGAGCUGAAGCAGGAGCUGACCGACACAUCGGCGGAGCUGAAGCUACGGGCAAUGCAGGCCGAAGAACGUCUGGAAGCCGAGAAGAAGAGGUCCCGGCAGUUACGAGAUGAUGCCGCUGUGUUGCAUCAGAAGGAGGUGGAUCAGAUGAAGCAGUACGUUGACGACGUUGAGACAGCAGCGCAGGAGCGGAUGCAGCGUCUGGAGGCUACAAAGUUGGGACUGGAAGAGGAGCUCAACAAAGCGAAGAUGACGCUAGCCAACGAACGUAUUCACGCAGAAGAGGAGAUCCAGAAAGCACGGAGCUCGGUGCAACUGGAGGAGCAGCAGAACUCCGCCGUCCUGCAGGACAAGCUGCGGACGCUCACUCUGUCCCGAGACCAGGCGCACAACCAGGUCCUGCAGGAGAAACAACUGGCGGGCGAGCUGCGGGCUCAGAACAACCAGCUAAGCCUCGAGAUCGAGGGACUGAAGAGGAGGAUCGGUGGAUUCAUCGAGGAGUUGGCCAAGAAAGACCAAGAGAAAAUGGCCGAAGUCACGAUGGUCCGCAUUGAGCUCCAGCAGCAGGUCGGACACCUCCAGGCUGAGCUGGCGGCGCAGGAUGGGCUAAAAGAGAAAAUCUGUGCCCUGGAGAGACAGCAGAAAGCCCAGUCUGUGUCUCACCGCGAGAUGAUGCUGGACAAGGAGGCGGAAAUGUCUUCAUUGAUGGAGAAGUUGAGGCUGAAGGAUGCCGAGAUCUUGAGGAUGCGCGAAGAGGAGACGCAGAGAGCCACCCUACUGCAGAAUGCCAUCUUGUCCUACAUCCACAGCUCACCGCUGAGCACCACUGCAGCAAAAAAAUAAAUCCCAGGUUACGGUGCAUGACGAGCGCCAACCGUUGGCCAAGACCCAACCGGUUCAGCGUUAGCCAAAUUCCGGUGCCUUAUUUGUUGUAAAAGCCAGAAGGACUCGCUUUGCGGUGGUUGCCGGCUGGUCUUUCUUUGGGUCUCCCUCCAGUAAUGUGUGAGUGGUCUCCGAGCGCAGGAAAGUAAUUUAUUUUCAUAUUUUUAUAAUCAGACUGUAUUUUUUAAAUAAAGAUUUUAUUCCCUUUUUACGCACA